Aspergillus lentulus is the source of this 1428-nucleotide messenger RNA. RefSeq lists its product as uncharacterized. Gene Ontology annotation, cellular component: membrane. Gene Ontology annotation, biological process: transmembrane transport. NCBI's taxonomy places the organism in Eukaryota, Fungi, Ascomycota, Eurotiomycetes, Eurotiales, Aspergillaceae. The record is from RefSeq and is a predicted model, not a curated record. Gene Ontology annotation, molecular function: transmembrane transporter activity.
AUGCCUGAGACCCUUCGCAGCCUCAGCGAGGAUGAUCUGCGUGAUCUCAACCGGAAGGUCGUGCGCAAGGUUGAUUUACUCGUCCUCCCGACUAUCGGCAUCCUGUACAUCCUGAACUACAUCGACCGACAGAACCUUGCGGCGGCCAAGCUCCAAGGGAUCACCGAAGAUCUGCAUAUGACCACUGAACAGUUUGCCACGGCCGUCUCCAUUCUCUUCGUGGGCUACUUGCCAUUCCAGAUCCCGAGCAACCUCCUCAUCACUAAGAUCUCCCGUCCAGGCAUGUACAUAUGCUGCGCUGUGACGGUCUGGGGCUGUAUCUCGGCGGCGACGGCUGCAGUCAAGAGCUACGGCCAGUUGCUGGCGGUGCGAGCCAUCCUGGGCAUGGCCGAAGCGGUCUUCUUUCCCGGAGCCAUCUACUACCUCUCAGCGUGGUAUACGAAAAGAGAGCUUGGAAAGCGUAUUGCGGGGUUAUAUAUCGCACAACAAGUCGGCAACGCGUUCGGAGGACUCUUAGCGGCGGCCAUCCUCCAGCUCAACGGUAUCCACCACAUCGCCGGCUGGCAGUGGCUCUUCAUCAUAGAGGGUAGUGUGACGGUAGGCGUAGGCGUCAUCUGCAGCCUUAUCAUGCCCGAGUUCCCUCACAACAGCCGCAUCCUCUCCCCGCUGGAGCGUGAUCUCGCCGUCUGGCGUAUCGAGUCCGAGGCUGGAGCCGCAGAGGGCAGUAUCGAGAACGAGCAUGAAAGCGUCCUCCGUGGGUUUACCAAUGCCCUCUCCGACCCGAAGCUCGUCCUCCUCAUCCUGGCCAACAUGCUGUCGCAAACCCAGGGCUCCAUUGCAAACUACUUCCCCACCCUCGUCGCCUCGCUCAACUUCUCGCACACGGUGAGCCUGCUCCUCACCGCGCCGCCGUACAUCCUCGCCGGCGGCGUCUAUUACGGGAUAAUGUUCUACUCCGACCGCAAAAACACCGUGUACCCUGUCAUCCUCGUCUGCGUCGCUAUUUCUAUCACCAUGUACAUCAUCUCCAUGACCACUCUCAAUGUCGGCGCGCGGUACUUCUCCAUGAUGAUUCUACCAUUUGCGUCCGUCGGCCCGCAACUCCUCCUCUACAAGACUAUUAACCUGCACCUGGCCCGACCAAUCUCCAAGCGUGCGGCUGCCUCGGCACUGGUCAAUGCCAUCGGCGGCACGUCGAAUAUCUGGGCGUCAUAUUUGUACUACUCGUCCCCGCACUUUUAUGCGGCGUUUGGUACGCUAAUGGGCGCGGCUGUUUUGCUGGCGUGCACAGUAACUGUUUAUCGGUGGUUGGUUCGGAGGGAGAAUGCGAGGCUGGAUUCUGGGAAGUCGGAGGAAAUUGCCAAGGUUGUGAAAGGGGGUGUGACGGAGGAGAUGGUGCAAAUGGGGUGGCGGUACGAGAUGUAUUGA